Messenger RNA from Astyanax mexicanus (Mexican tetra), 2774 nucleotides. Its product is annotated as zinc finger protein 239. The record is from RefSeq and is a predicted model, not a curated record. Lineage: Eukaryota; Metazoa; Chordata; Actinopteri; Characiformes; Acestrorhamphidae. The transcript is spliced from 2 exons. Bases 556 to 1554 code for a protein of 332 amino acids.
UUAGCGGAUUCAUUAGGUUUUUGAGAGAUUUAGUGAAUUAAACAGAGUAUUGAAGUUACUGUGUGUUUAUAUUUAUGGUUAAUUACAGUAGGAAAACGUAUUUAUACGAAGCAAAGCAGAGCUAAUAUACUGCUUGGCUAACUAGAAUAGAUAGCUUAGUUAGCUACUCAGUACUGCAUGUGUAUGUAUGUGCUUUAUGUGUAUAUGAACUUUGUAUGGCUAGUGUUUAUAAUCUCACAGAAAUAUGCUUAUUCAGUGUUUGUGUAGCAGUUACUUGUUUUGUGGUUCAUUUGUUUAGUCAAUACUGCAUACCUCUGUCUCUUAUCUGCAGAAACUGCUGCUUAGGUGUAUCUGUGCUACCUGCAGAAAUGAAGAUGUUCCAAGUCUUCUGUUCAUAUUCUUGAUUUUCCAACAUGACAAAAGUUUUUCUCCAUGAAAAUCCAAUCAAGAGACUUUACAAAUUCAAAAUGUUUAACUGCUGAAAGCGGUUAAGCAAAAGGCAUUCAAAAGAAUCUCCAAAUCAGCAAAAGUUGUUUUGCUACAUCUCACAGAACAAUGAAUCCAAGUCCAGAGAAAGAGAAAACUCACCACUGUUCUAUCUGUGGAAAGAGUUUUAAUAAACUGAGUAAUCUCAAAGCACACCAGCGCAUUCACACAGGAGAGAAACCAUUUCACUGUCCAGACUGUGGAAAGAGGUUUACUCAGCAGGGUGGUCUCACACUACACCACCGCAUUCACACAGGAGAGAAACCGUAUCAGUGCCCGGAGUGUGAGCGAAGUUUUAUUCAACAGAGUGAUCUCAAAAAUCACCAGCGUGUUCACAGUGGAGAGAAACCGUAUCAGUGCUCGGAGUGUGGGAAGACUUUCACUCAACAGAGUACUCUCAGAGCACACCAGCGUGUUCACACCGGAGAGAAACCAUUUUACUGCGCAGAAUGUGGGAAGAGUUUUACUCAACAGAGUGAUCUCAAAAUACAUCAGCGCAUUCACACUGGAGAGAAACCGUAUUUCUGCUCGGACUGCGGGAAGAGUUUCACUCAACAGAGUGGUCUUUUACUACACCAGCGCAUUCACUCUGGAGAGAAACCAUAUCAAUGCUCAGAGUGUGGGAAGAGUUUCAUUCAACAGAGUAAGUUCAAAAUACACCAGCGCAUUCACACAGGAGAGAAGCCAUAUGACUGUUCAGAAUGUGGGAAGAGUUUUGCUCAACAGUGUGAUCUUAAAAAGCACCAGCGUGUUCACACUGGAGAGAAACCUUAUCAUUGCUCAGAGUGUUGGAAGAGUUUUACUCAACAAAGUAAUCUAAUACUACACCAGCGCAUUCACACUGGAGAGAAACCCUAUCACUGCUCAGACUGUGGGAGGAAUUUUACUACACAGAGUAUUCUUAAAAAACACCAGCUUGUUCACACAGGGGAGAAACUGUAUCACUGCUCUGAGUGUUGGAAGAGUUUCAGUCAAUUAGAUGAUCUCAAACUGCAUCAGCGCAUUCACACAGUAGAACAAACAUCACUUCCCCUAGUUUCAGAAGAGCUGCAGGUGCAGCCACAGUAGGGAAAAUGCAAAUAGUCAAUAAUUUACAUUUUAUUUUACUUUUAAUUAAUUUAAGACAAUAUGAACCCAAGAUAUUUCAUUCUGUUUUUUUGAUUAAUCUUUCAUUUCAAAUUGAAUUUGUUAAUAUGCAUCUAUUUCUAUAGUUCAGUCCUGCCACACAAUACAGAAAAUGUUGGGAUAGCAAAGCAUUUACCCAUUUAUAAUGUUGCUUUUCCUUCCCACGACACUUAAAGGAUGUUUUGACACUAAGGAUACCAGGCAGUGAAGUGUUAUAGGUGUGCAACACUGUGUAACAGUCACAUAUUUAGUUUAAAGAUUCUCCACAUUUUCUCUGGAGGACAGGUGAGCUACCUGUACUCUUUUCUUUUACAGCGGUACCAUGGUAAAGUCAGAGCUCACAGAUCUCCUGGAAGUUGCGGGAGUUUACCGCAUAUCAAUAACAACUUCCUGAUGCCCGCAAGUCAGAUAAAAUCUCCCGGAAUCUGGAAUAAGUGGCACAAGAGCGAACACAAACACAUGCAGACGACUUUAUUUUUAUUCAAUCGUGUGUAGGAAAGCGAGGGAGAGGAAGAGAAAGGCACUCCCCUCGUAUUCAUAUUCAUGAUAUACCCACAUCAUGACUUGUUUUUAAUAAUAGUCUGGCUUGCUCUUUUCCUAUUUGGUACAGAGCUUAUUUGAUUGUGGUUGGAUGAGAAGUAUAAACAUAUACCAUUCUAUGUUCUGAAAACUAUAUCAUAUAUAUAUAUAUAUAUAUAUAUAUAUACAUAUACCUUGUGCAUGAGUAGUCUAAUAAAGUAUCUGGUACAAACUGGGUAGCUUCUAAAAGUAAUGCAUUAAUUGUUUGUGAAAUGAAGUAAAUAUUAUACCAGUAUUUCCAGGAGUGUUGCACAUCCAGAAAAUGCAGAAAAAUCAACUUCCAUCUUUUUGACCACAAUUGCCAAAUACUGUUAGACUAUAUUCUUACCUUCAUGAGAAUUUAUGGAGUGCCCUAAUUCAACCCUUGUGUGGUGUUUUCAUUUUUUAUCAAAGGAAAUAUGAUACAAUUGAAAAAUGUAUCUAACUCAAACUCAAUGGCCUUGGCUUAUUUUUUGUGAAGAACAUAUAUACAUAUUUUUGAUGAACACACACUGUACACCCCCUCCCUACACAUUCCUAUUACAUACAGGAUGUUCGUGUCUACUGGACCCAGGGUUAAUAAAAGUGUGUACCUUCUCUCUGUC